UUGAGGUUAACUAGUCAGUUGUAAUAUAAGUAUAAAUAAAAACCUGAUUAAACAAGUAACGGGAGGUGCUGAAAAUUGCAUAUAAAAUGAACGCACGGAUUUUACAACGAUUGAUUGUACCCGUUUAUGUAAAUUCAUUCAAAUAUUUCCCUAACCUAAAUGAAAGAGUUAUCACGGCAACCACUUACAAUUUUGCGGCAAUUCGGAAUUAUGCCAAAGGAAAAGAUAAAGGAAAGGAUAAGAAAGGUAAAGGAGGCAAAGUGGACAUCAACCCGCUUAUUAUGUCAGAAUUAGUUGCAGUGGACAAGCUUAAAGACAGAUGUAAAACAGCAAUUGAAAAUAUGAAAGAGGAUUUUACGAAAAACCUAUCACUUCGCUCUACGACCGGCUCCAUAGAAUCUCUGCACGUGAAGUUCGAUGGUAAAGAAUACGAGCUUCAGGAAUUGGCGCAAAUAGUGAGGAAAAAUCCUAAAACUAUUGUAAUAAACUUUGCUUCGUUUCCCCAAGCGAUCCCAGAUGCUCUAAAAGCCAUACAAUCCUCAGGUUUGAAUUUGAAUCCUCAGCAAGAUGGUACAACGUUGUUUGUGCCAGUGCCAAAGGUCACUAAAGAGCAUCGGGAACAGCUAGCUAAGAAUGCCAAAGCUCUGUUCAUAGAAUGUAGAGAUGCCAUCAAAGAUGUUCAAAAUGACUUUAUUAAGAAGGCCAAGAAGCAAACUGGAGUCUCUGAAGAUCUAGUUUUUAGUGUGACUAAACAAAUAACGGCCUUGUGUGAGACUUUUCAUGUUGAAGCUAAGGGCAUCUAUGAUGUCAAGGUAAAAGAAUUACUUGGUGAAAAGUGAA
Messenger RNA from Cydia amplana, 840 nucleotides. It is a transcript of the gene mRRF1, whose product is annotated as ribosome-recycling factor, mitochondrial. Gene Ontology annotation, molecular function: ribosomal large subunit binding. Gene Ontology annotation, biological process: translation. The record is from RefSeq and is a predicted model, not a curated record. The transcript has a single exon. The coding region runs from base 87 to 839 and encodes 250 amino acids. Gene Ontology annotation, cellular component: mitochondrion. NCBI's taxonomy places the organism in Eukaryota, Metazoa, Arthropoda, Insecta, Lepidoptera, Tortricidae.